UCAUAAGCAAUUUCGUUUUCUAACCUUAGCUAAUAUUUAAUAUUGAUUAUAUUAUAUAAAUUGUCAUUUAUAGAAAAUACGCGGAAUUGUUGAGAACUGAUCUAUUCGACCUGUCAUUAAAAUAAGAACGUAGUUUUUAAGAAGGUUCUAUUCUAAAUUGUAUCCUGAAACAUAUGUAAUGCAAUCACUACGGUCGCUGUUUGUGCAGAACUCAAUCAUAAUGAUGCGUGGAGCCCGGAUUAUUAGUCUAAAUGGAUGGUGUCACAGGCAGCGGUCAUGGACGUCCAUUCUGCGGCGGCUAUACGUAACACAAGUGAAAUGCACAAAUCCUUUAAUUCAAAAAUGCAAUAUUACACAAACGGCUUCUGAUGGAAAUCGUGAGACCAAACCAAAGAAUAACCCGGCUUUGGAUAACAAGUCCAAUAAAAGCGCCGAGGACUUAGAUCGCGCCUACAACGUGCUGAAGAGUACGUUGCCAAAGCUGUUCGUCGAACCCCUGGAUUACUCCAUUUAUAGCCCAAAUCUAAUAUUUCAAAAUAACAUAACUGGCAAAUAUACGGUAGGUCUGUACCACUAUGUUAAGCAAAUAGCUAUUCUACGAACCGUUGGUCAUCUGAAGUAUGCGUAUGUUAAAUUUGAGAUCCUUAAAAUAACGAAACACCCGGACGAUUGUACGGUUCGGAUCAGAUGGCGAGUGAGAGGCAUAUCGGGCUUAAAAGUAAUGUUUCAAUUUUGGAAGUACAAAGUGUGGCAGCUGCAAGAGGUCCUUAAAGAUCAGGAGGCGUGGUACGAUGGAUAUUCAGUAUGCUUUCUAGGCGAAGACGGCUUAAUUGGCAAGCAUAUCGUUGACAAAAUAAUGCCAGAUGAGAGUCGCGAAAUCGUUGACAACAGUUCCGGCUCAGCGUUGCCAACUGGGUCCGUAGCGGCUACGGCGACGGCGACAGUAUCACAAAAGAUCAACUUUCAUCCUCAUGAAUAUUUAUUGUAUCCAUUACGAAAUUAAACUAAAAUAGUUGGGGCCACAUCAAAUGUGGGUCAGCAAUUACUUAAACAAAUAAAUUUUUUUUGGUUUAAAUA
This is a messenger RNA of Drosophila arizonae, 1077 nucleotides long. RefSeq lists its product as uncharacterized. Lineage: Eukaryota; Metazoa; Arthropoda; Insecta; Diptera; Drosophilidae. The record is from RefSeq and is a predicted model, not a curated record.